GUAUGACGUCAAGACGUUAAGGGUGAGCUUGUGCACAUUUGCUGUCGUCUCGCGGGCCUGGUGACGUUCUAUUACUCGCUCGCCAAUUAACUAUUGCUCCCGCUGUAUUACCCUCUUAACCCUUAACUAUUACUCUUCCUGUAUUCCUGACUCCGGCCUGAUGUUACCGUUCCUGCUCCUGCUGCUGACACCGAGUCUCGGGCUUGUUGCUGCUUCCAGACCUGGGGUGGUGCUGUUCUUGGCCGAUGACCUUGGCUACGGCGACCUGGGCUGCUUCGGGCACCCGAGCUCCCAGACCCCGAACCUGGACCGGCUGGCGGCGGAAGGCCGGAGAUUCAGCGACUUCUACAGUGCAGCCAGUGUCUGCAGCCCAUCCCGGGCAGCUUUGCUGACAGGCCGCUACCCUACUCGGUCAGGGGUUUAUCCAGGCGUUUUCUACCCUUCAUCAAAGGGUGGUCUUCCACUAAAUGAAACCACCAUCGCUGAACUGCUAAAACAGCAAGGAUACAAAACAGCAAUGGUGGGUAAGUGGCAUUUGGGCUAUGGGCUCAAUGGGAGCUACUUACCCAUCCAUCAGGGCUUUGAUAAAUUCUUGGGCAUCCCCUACUCCCAUGAUCAGGGGCCCUGCCAGAACUUGACUUGUUUCCCACCAGACACCAAGUGCUAUGGAAAGUGUGACCAAGAUGUGGUCCUUAUGCCUGUGUUCAAGAAUGACGAGAUUAUCCAGCAGCCAGUCUACUUUCCCAAGCUCAUUCGACUGUAUGAUAACUUUGCAAGACACUUCAUUCUGAAAGCAGCAAAGCAGCAGAAACCAUUCUUCCUUUACUAUGCAUCACAUCAUACCCACUAUCCCCAAUUUGCUAGUGCUGGUUUCACAGGGAAGUCCAAGAGGGGCCCUCUGGGAGAUGCACUGAUGGAAUUUGACGCUUCGGUGGGGGUGAUAUUAGAUGCUUUACGAGAUGCUGGAGUGGAGAAUAAUACUCUUAUAUUCUUCACUAGUGACAAUGGCCCGGAGCUGAGGCGACAGUCACGUGGCGGGAAUGCAGGGCUGUUGAGGUGUGGCAAAGGCACAACAUACGAUGGGGGAAUGAGGGAACCUGCUAUUGCCUAUUGGCCUGGCCGGAUCACUCCAGGUGUAACCCAUGAGCUGGCCAGCACCCUGGAUAUCCUUCCGACAAUUGCCAGCAUCUCCGGUGCAAAGCUUCCACAGGUCAAGCUGGAUGGAUAUGACAUGAGUGAUAUCCUCUUCAAUAAUGGCAAGAGCAAGAGGAAGGCCAUGUUUUACUAUCCAGUCACCCCCAGCGAAAAACUGGGAGUUUUUGCUGUGCGUUAUGGAAAGUACAAGGCUCAUUACUACACUCAAGGUUCCAUUCUCAGUGAUACCAGCCCAGAUGAGUCCUGCCACUGGAGUGCACCAAUCAUGCGUCACAAACCUCCUCUGCUGUUUGACUUAGAGGCAGAUCCUUCUGAGAACUAUGGUCUCAGCUGCUAUGAACUUCCCACUUUCAACUCAAUAAUUGAACUGAUCCAGAACGAAACAAUCAAAUUUGAGUCUGGAAUGGAGUUUGGAGAAAGCCAAAUGGAGAGGGGAUUUGACCCUGUACUUGAGCCUUGUAUUAAACCUGAUUGCAAGCCACGACCUCAGUGCUGUCAACAGACGUAGCCUGGAAGAAGGAAGGAAAGCAAAAUACAACCUAACAAUUAUAUUACUAACACUUGCUAAUCUCACACUGAAGCUAUCCCAUUUUGGCUCUGAUUUGGAACAGUGAGAAAACUCCAGUGGUGUUCUGGCUGCCUAGAAUCUGUGGUUAAAUCCUUGGGUGCACAUGUGUAUUUGAGGAUGAAGUAAAGAGCAUCAUAUCCUUGUCAGGAAGAAAAUGCCAAGUAAAGAAGAGUCUUGUUUCCUUGUCCUGUUAAAAAUUAAAUCAUUGCAGUGUAUUUUAUUAAUCGCAGCUUCCUCACUAUUUGUUUGGCCAGUUGACAGUGAUGAUAAUACUGCAAUCCUAAUCUCCAAGUCUCCCAUUCUACCCACUCUGCCUGUGAUCCUCACUUUGUUAAAAUUGAGAUGCAAAAUAAUUUAAACUGAUUUUUCUUUUUUAAAAAAAAACCUCAAAACUAUAAAAUUCUUCCCCUCCAUUUAUCUCUUCUCCCGAAUUUGCUGGCUUUCAAAAAUCAUCUAAUCAAUAUAUUACUUCAUCUUCUCAAGUUCAUGCAUCAGUCUUGGUCUUGGAUAAGACUAGUCUUGCUUUUCCUCUGGAGUGUUAUGAUCUUGGACCAGACUGCCAUACUUGUAUUAUGAUCUUGCUAAGAAUUAGUAACUUUUUCUUUAAAGUCGACAGAAGUGUGACAUCCCAGGUCCUUACUAAAGGAAUAACAAUGCAAGAUCCCAAAGUUUUAUUCAAACAACAAGCAUUACUCUAUAAACUGAGAACAGUAAUACAAUCCACAAUAUAUAUACAAUUUUUAUUCUAACAACUAGAAUUAACCGGAGUUAAAUAUGGUUCACAGGCAAACCCUGUAGAAGUAUCAGAUAGCAAAUAUGUGCAAGACAGAUCCCAUAGAUUUCUUAGCAACCUCCCCAGACAUCGAUAGUCAGUCAUCAAAUUUUCUUUAAAACUUAAACAUUCUUAAAAUCGUAGAAUCCCUACAGUGUGGAAGCAGGCCAUUUGGCUCAUCGAGGUCACACCGACCCUCUGAAGAGCAUCCCACCCAGACUGACCCUAUCCCCACAACCCUACAUUCCCCGUGGCUAUUCCACUAGCCUGCACAUCUUUGGACUGUGGGAGGAAGCCAGAACUCUUAGAGGAAAUCCACGCAGACACAGGGAGAAGCUGCAAACUCCACACAGUUGCCUGAGGAUGGAAUCAAUCUGAAUCCGUGACACUGAGAGGCAGCGUGCACACCCCCAACUUUUUUUUUGAAAAAGGCUGAGCUUCAGAAUUCCCUCAAAAAAAAAUACCUGCUGUCAAAAUUUGUCUCAACGAGUGGUAACUUCUGGUGGUUCACAACUUUCUGAACCAGUUAUCCCCUUAAUUCUGGAAACUGGAUUCCAGUACUCUGGCACAAUUUGAUUUAUUUAUAGCUUCACCUAGCCAGUCUUGCUCGUAUUUCUCUGUACCCUAAUCAUUUUGCUCAGCUACACAAAAUAAAUACUGUGUGUAUAUCUUCACGCUCAGUUGCACUGAGAUAUUAAUGGAACUUUGCUUCUUGCAAACUUCCUUUGCCCCUAGAAUUCUCCUCAACCCUGACCUCAGUGCUUAGCUGCACCAGCUGGCUCCCUGGACUUCUGCCAAGUCCUAACUGGUUGAAGCCUACUGAAGCACCUUUUCAGGUUGGAGCCUGCUCCUAAUUAUCUGAAUAUCAACCCAAAAGUAGCAACAUUCUCCUCUGACUUCUGUCCAACUUUGUGAAUGUUUGAGUGACCUAUUGAAAACGCAGCACAAUCUCUACCCUUCAGUAUUGACUAUAGCUAAUAUUUGGGAACACUCAAAUGUAACAACACUUUGGAACUGCCAGAUAUUUGUACAUGCUGGCUUGCACAGUAUAGAAAGGGUACAAAAGGAUUCCAUCACAGGAGAGAAAAGAACUAGGAACAGAAGGCACACAUUCAGCCACUUUGAACUUGUUUGCUAUGCUGUUUAGUCAUGUUGAUUUGUGUGUCAAUUCCAUUUAUCUAACUAUCCCGUAACAGCCUUCAGCAACAGAAACCUAUCACUUUCAAUCUCGAAAGAUUGAAUUGACCACUAUCAUGGGAAAGUGUUCCAAAUUUGCACGAGUGUUUGUAUGAAGGAGUGUUUUUUUUCCCCCCCACACUGCACAAAAUUUUCUUUAUUUACAUUAUAUAAUUAGUUUAAAAAUCUUACAUCAUCCCCUCAGCCUUCUGAACUAAAGUGAAUCCAAAGCAGAGAGUGUGGUAUGUUAGAAAUCCAUUAAUGUAGACAGUAAUCAAAUCUUGUAUGUCUAAGCAAUUAUCGGUGUGUUUUACUGGGUAGAGAUUUUAUAACAGUUUUCUGGUGUUCGGUUUAAGCUGCUGCAGUGUGUGCUACAGUGCCAGGAGUAUUGCUGUGAUUCUGGUGAUCUCUUAUGGAACAAGAUGCGAUUUGUAAAAUUAACUCCAAUUGAUUAUAUUACUGUGACCAGCAAAGUUUAAAAUGUCUGAAGAGAGAACAAACUGCACUAAUUUAUCACUGUUAUAUGUAUGCUUAGGGUGUAAUAAAUGAAUGUAUCUAUA
Stegostoma tigrinum is the source of this 4231-nucleotide messenger RNA. RefSeq names its product arylsulfatase A (gene arsa). Gene Ontology annotation, molecular function: arylsulfatase activity. The coding region runs from base 161 to 1663 and encodes 500 amino acids. The transcript is spliced from 7 exons. Lineage: Eukaryota; Metazoa; Chordata; Chondrichthyes; Orectolobiformes; Stegostomatidae. The record is from RefSeq and is a predicted model, not a curated record.